CACAGUGAGAAUCAACAAGAGAAAGGCUGUGGGAGUGAUAGUAUUUUUUACUGGGAGAGUGACGUUUAAAUGAGAUUAAGUGCACCAUACGAAGCCUUCAUUAGUCACCGCUCUAAGCGUCAAGAAGUCAUCGACAUUGUUAUUAUGCUAACGAUUCUGUGAUGUACAAGCCGUUUUAUAGAUAGUACAACACCUUUUCGCAGACCUCAUGUUUCAUGGUCAUUUAACUGUAACAAAUGGCCUACUUUACACAUAGGUUGUAGAAACUGGAGUAAAUGGCAAUUCCGUGUCCGACAAGUAAAGAAGGUGUUGGAAUCGAUAGUGCCUGCCAGCUUUAUUUAUGGUUAAUUCAUUAUCAUGUUAGGUUAGAAACUGUAACUUGUUAAAUUUACGUAAGUUCAUAGUACUUGUUUGAUGUAUGAGAGAUACCAGUCGCCAGUGGCAUUGAGUGAAAGUGAGUAUUUUUAUAACGGUUUACGUGGUUUUUCGUCGACGUACCAUAUUGCGAUGGCAAUAGGCUGGUGAUUGUUUACCAAGUUCCAUUUUUUUGUAUAACACUGAGUGAUAGAACAAUGGGGCUGCUGUUUUCUAAAAUUUGGAGCCUGUUCGGAAAUGAAGAACACAAGAUUGUGAUGGUGGGCCUGGACAAUGCGGGCAAGACUACGAUCCUGUACCAGUACCUGAUGAACGAGGUGGUGCACACGAGUCCCACAAUUGGCUCCAACGUCGAGGAGGUGGUCUGGAAGAACAUCCAUUUUAUCAUGUGGGACUUGGGUGGCCAGCAGUCCCUGCGCGCUGCCUGGAGCACCUACUAUGCCAACACGGAGUUUGUGAUCCUGGUGGUGGACUCGACGGACCGGGAGCGCAUCGGCGUGUGCCGACAGGAACUGUGCCGCAUGCUGCAGCACGAGGAGCUGUCGAAGGCGGCGGUGCUGGUCUACGCCAACAAGCAGGACCUGCGCGGCUCUAUGUCGGCGGCCGAGAUCUCUCGCCUGCUCGACCUCACCUCCAUCAAGCACCACCAGUGGCAGAUCCAGUCCUGCUGCGCCCUCACCGGAGAAGGGUUGUACCAGGGCCUGGAGUGGAUAUGCAGCCAGCUGAAGAAGAAGUGACGGCCGAUGGGGGCGUAGCGCGGGCGCGGCUCCCCCUGCCGGCGGGGCGGAGGGGAGGCGCUGAGGCGGCGGAGUCUGCCCGUCUGCCGGCCACCCGAAACAUCACAGUGACGAGGGGGCAGACUGUGCAGCGAUGUGCAUCCGCCUGUGCGUAUUGCCAUGCGGGUGUGUGAACUGGACGAACGGGAACAGAAAGUGACUGAAAUAUGUGAUAAUUUUUCAUUUAGAUUGCCUUUUAAUUUCUUCGGAGGAAUAAAUCUGAAGUCGUUCAGUGUAAGGA
This is a messenger RNA of Schistocerca cancellata (South American locust), 1392 nucleotides long. It is a transcript of the gene Arl5, whose product is annotated as ADP-ribosylation factor-like protein 5B. Lineage: Eukaryota; Metazoa; Arthropoda; Insecta; Orthoptera; Acrididae. Gene Ontology annotation, biological process: protein localization to Golgi membrane; vesicle-mediated transport; intracellular protein transport. The transcript is spliced from 4 exons. Bases 573 to 1112 code for a protein of 179 amino acids. The record is from RefSeq and is a predicted model, not a curated record. Gene Ontology annotation, cellular component: trans-Golgi network; cytoplasm. Gene Ontology annotation, molecular function: GTPase activity; GTP binding.